GCGGGGCUGGCGGCAGCGCGGCGCUGAUUGGCCGGUGCGGCCGAGGCCCCGGCGCCAGUCCGUAGCCGGCGCCGCGACCUGGGCUGGGAUGUGAGGGGCGGUGGGCGCCGGGUGGCGGCAGCUCCUCUGGGCGGCGGCGGCGACUGCGGCGAGGCCGGGCGGGCGAGGCCUGCGGGCGCCGUAGGCGGCCGGCCGUGUAGGCCGCGGGAUGAGGAAGCGGCUCGAGCCCGUCGCCCUGGAGCAUGAGCGCUGCGCCGCUUCGGGCUCGUCCUCCUCCGGCUCGGCCGCCGCGGCGCUGGACGCCGACUGCCGCCUGAAGCAGAACCUGCGCCUGGCGGGCAAGGGGCCGGCCGAGCCGCGCUGCGCCGCCGACGCGGGCAUGAAGCGGGCGCUGGGCAGGCGAAAGGGCCCGUGGUUCCGACUGAGGAAGAUACUUCUCUGUAUUUUGGGGUUGUACGUUGCCAUUCCGUUUCUCAUCAAACUAUGUCCUGGGAUACAGGCCAAACUGAUUUUCUUGAAUUUCGUGAGGGUUCCCUAUUUCAUUGACUUGAAAAAACCACAGGAUCAAGGUUUGAAUCACACCUGUAAUUACUACCUCCAGCCAGAGGAAGACGUGACCAUUGGAGUCUGGCACACUGUCCCCGCCGUCUGGUGGAAGAACGCCCAAGGGAAGGACCAGAUGUGGUACGAGGAUGCCUUGGCUUCCAGCCAGCCUAUCAUCCUGUACCUGCACGGGAAUGCGGGCACCAGAGGCGGCGACCACCGGGUGGAGCUCUACAAGGUGCUGAGUUCCCUUGGUUACCACGUGGUCACCUUUGACUACAGAGGUUGGGGCGACUCAGUAGGAACGCCAUCGGAGCGGGGCAUGACCUAUGACGCACUCCAUGUUUUUGACUGGAUCAAAGCAAGAAGUGGAGACAAUCCUGUAUAUAUUUGGGGCCAUUCCCUAGGCACUGGAGUGGCUACAAAUCUGGUACGGCGCCUCUGUGAGCGAGAGACGCCUCCAGAGGCCCUUAUAUUGGAGUCUCCAUUCACUAAUAUCCGUGAAGAAGCAAAGAGCCAUCCGUUCUCAGUGAUAUAUCGAUACUUCCCUGGGUUUGACUGGUUCUUCCUGGAUCCCAUUACAAGCAGUGGAAUUAAAUUUGCAAAUGAUGAAAAUGUGAAGCACAUCUCCUGCUCCCUGCUCAUCCUGCAUGCCGAGGACGACCCGGUUGUGCCCUUCCAGCUCGGCAGAAAGCUCUACAACAUCGCUGCACCAUCCCGAAGCUUCCGAGACUUCAAAGUUCAGUUUAUCCCCUUUCACUCAGACCUCGGCUACAGGCACAAGUACAUCUACAAGAGCCCUGAGCUUCCACGGAUACUGAGGGAAUUCCUGGGGAAGUCGGAACCUGAGCGCCAGCACUGAAUCUCGCUGCUGAAGGAGCGUGAAGACCUCUGCCCUCCUCCCCCUUUCCUCUAGCCAGCCUGGCACCCUACAGCCCCGGGGGUGCCAGCAUCUGCGAUGCACCUGGAGAGAGGCCUCGGAUGCCAGCUAUGGUGGGCUGAGGAGGCCCCAGCAGACCUGAGGCGUCCUGCCCCAGUGCCUGGGAACAUGGAUCUUUGUGAAAGACACAGGUGGCAGGCAUGUGGCCCUCUCUCCCUCUUGCUGCCACUCAACCUGAGCCCUUGUUGGGAAGACAGUGACAGCAGGCCAGCCACCGUGGCUGGUUGAUCCCACACUGCCUGAGCUGGGCAUGGGGAGCCU
Molecule: messenger RNA, 1744 nt
Organism: Ceratotherium simum simum (southern white rhinoceros)
Lineage: Eukaryota; Metazoa; Chordata; Mammalia; Perissodactyla; Rhinocerotidae
Gene: ABHD12
Product: abhydrolase domain containing 12, lysophospholipase
Biological process (GO): monoacylglycerol catabolic process; phosphatidylserine catabolic process
Cellular component (GO): endoplasmic reticulum membrane
Molecular function (GO): monoacylglycerol lipase activity; phosphatidylcholine lysophospholipase A1 activity
Source: RefSeq, a predicted model, not a curated record